Messenger RNA from Cyprinodon variegatus (sheepshead minnow), 2552 nucleotides. It is a transcript of the gene irf5, whose product is annotated as interferon regulatory factor 5. Gene Ontology annotation, molecular function: DNA-binding transcription factor activity, RNA polymerase II-specific; RNA polymerase II cis-regulatory region sequence-specific DNA binding; protein binding. Gene Ontology annotation, biological process: immune system process; regulation of transcription by RNA polymerase II. The transcript has 9 exons. NCBI's taxonomy places the organism in Eukaryota, Metazoa, Chordata, Actinopteri, Cyprinodontiformes, Cyprinodontidae. The record is from RefSeq and is a predicted model, not a curated record. Gene Ontology annotation, cellular component: nucleus. The coding region runs from base 753 to 2234 and encodes 493 amino acids.
UGUUUUCGCAUUUGUUUCCUAUAUCUGUUUCACUGGAAGUCAUACAACUGAGCUUUAACUUAGUUUUUUUUUUUUUUAUCCUGAUGUCCUUUUAAAACUGUCAAAGCAAAAAAGAAAAAAAAAGUAAAGAAAUAUGUGAAAUUGCCUAGUAACCAUGGUUUUCUCUAGAACCUCCUCAGAACCAAGCCUUUGUUGCCUGAGAGCAAAGCUUGGGGUCAUUGUCUUCUAUGAAGGUUUCGGUUUCCAGAGACUUCCUUAAUAAAUCCACGACCUUCUGGUCCCAGAGGACAUCAAGCAGCCCACAGCAUCACUGUGUCACCACCGUGCAUUUAUGGCCUGCUUUGCUCUUCCUGUAGUUUCGCUCUCACAAACCAAAACAUUUCGAAAUAAAAGCCCCAGGGAACUCUGCUGAAAUGUGCCACAGGUUUAAGUCACAAGAUCCGCAUCAGUCCACUAGAGGAACGAGCUGGAGAAUCAUCUCAAUCGUUCUGUUCAUUAUUGAGCCGCUUCGGCGCACCUGCUCUACAAGGGAGCUCUUAUUUUGAAAGGCUGGUGGAGAUGAGCCGGAAGCUGCUUUGAUGUCGUGUCGCUUUACUUGAGCUGAACGGAUCUGUGGAACUUUGUGUCGGGCGGCACCGAUUUCAGCUCCAGUUUGUUUGGUGGUAGUUAGUUUGGGAAGUGAGCGCGUGACUGUUUUACACUGAGAGCGCGGAACCGGAACCAGGAACCGAGAUCAGCCUGCCCGGCCGGCCAUGAGCAUCCAUCCCCGCAGGAUCCGCCUGAAGCCCUGGCUGCUGGCCCAGGUGAACAGCGGCAGGUAUGCGGGUCUCCAGUGGCUCAGCCCGGACCACCGGCUCUUCCAGAUCCCCUGGAAACACGCCACGCGCCACACGCCCGUGUCAGAGGAGGAGAACACCAUCUUCAAGGCGUGGGCUGUGGAGACGGGGAAGUACCAGGAGGGAGUGGACGAACCGGACCCGGCCAAGUGGAAGGCCAAUCUGCGCUGCGCCCUCAACAAGAGCCGGGAGUUCCAGCUGAAGUACGACGGAACCAAGGAGACGCCGCUCAAGCCCUUUAAAAUCUACGAGGUGUGCGACGUGCCUGGGAACGCAGACGGAGCCGAGGAAGAGGAUGAGGAGAUGCCGAACCUGAUGGACCUCAGCAUCAACCCUCGGAUCAACGAGCCUACGACCUUCCCCCCCUUCGGCCUGUCCUCCAGCGGGUCGUUUGGGUCUCCCCAGGUGAUCCCCUUGCCGCUCCUACCCAUGACCUCUGACCUGCAGCCCCGCGGUACCAUGGUGGAUCCGGGGAGCUUCGGCCCGCCUGCAGGACUUCCUAAUGGACUCCAGGACCUGAACUCGCUGUCCGCUGCAGUUUCUGGUGCGCAGCCCGAAUCCAUGGAAGCAAGCAACAUGGGGUCCAUCCAAACCCAGCCGGACCCGCAGAACCACCAACCCUGCAAGUACGACCUGCUGAGCAGCGUCCCAUAUCUGGACCUGAAGUUCUUGUACCGGGGCCGAGCCAUGGGCUCUCUAACCGUCAGUAACCCUCAGGGCUGCCGGCUCUACUACGGACACCUGGAACCUUCCCCAGAUCAGGUGGACCUGUUUGGACCCGUCACCCUGCAGCAGGUUCUGUUCCCAGGAACUUCUGAAAUCCAGAACCAGAAGCAGCGGUUCUACACAGAUGCUCUGCUGGACGUGAUGGACAGAGGCCUGAUCCUGGAGAUCGAGCAGCAGGACAUUUACGCCAUCCGCCUCUGCCAGUGUAAGGUGUUCUGGUCCGGGCCGGGAAUGCCAGAACAGGGACCGCCAAACCCCAUGGAGAGGGAGAGGAGGAUCAAAGUGUUCAGUCUCAACGAGUUCUUGCAAGGGCUGAUCCUGUUCCAGAGGGGAGAGGCUCAGAACCCGCCACCGUUCGAGGUCAACCUCUGCUUUGGAGAAGACUGGCCAGACAAGAAACCGAAGGAGAAGAAGCUCAUCAUGGUCCAGGUGGUUCCUGUGGUGGCGCGGAUCCUGACGGAGAUGUUCUCUGGAGAACUGAACUGGUCCACCGACAGCAUCCGGCUGCAGAUUUCCAACCCGGACGUGAAGGACCAGACGGUGGAACAGUUUAAAGAACUUCAAAGGCUCCUUCAGAACCAGCUGGGGGUCCAGGGGCCCUGGGCCCCAACCGGGUCCCUGGAAGCCUCCAUGAACAACGGACCCAGUGGAUUCUCAAUGGGGACCAGCUGAACAGCCGGAUCCAGAACCACCUGGGUUGACUUCAGGACCCUUAAUGCCAGGGUCGGGUCCAAGCUGAUCCGAUUCUGCAGAACCUCAAUAUUUCAUGAACCUUGGAUCAGAACCAGGAGUUCAAGGGUCCGAUGAUGCGUGAUCCGACCCGACAGCCCGGAUGUUUCAGUGCUGUAGAACCAGCACCUACCUCGUUCCGAUUUGGAUGGGUUCACAUUUCCUUAAGACUAUUAACCCAAACGUCAAGGUCCAGAACUUUCUAGAAUUCUGGUUUUUCCUGUUGUACUUCAGCUGGGUUUUACUUCUGGUCCGUACCGU